AUGGGGGAGAUUUUGGUGCAUAGCGUGGCCCAAGGCCAUGGGCAGGGCGAUUUUGAAGCUGCCUCCGAGAUGGACUGGAACAACGAGUUGACAGUGGCCGUGGCUGAGUCUUCUCCCGAGGAGGAGGAGGAGGAGGAGAACAUUGAUCUUUUCUCGGCGUUGGAGGAUCAUCUCGAUGAGGUGAAGCCUCUUGCCGCGAACGAGCGGAGCACCUUGUGCCCAGACUCUCGUAAUCCUGGAAAGAUGUUUAUCGGCGGUCUCAACUGGGAAACCACAGAUCAAUCUCUACGGGAUUACUUUUCUCAAUUCGGCGAGGUUCUCGAGUGCACCGUUAUGCGCGACAAUAAUACGGGACGAUCUCGGGGCUUUGGUUUCCUCACAUUCAAGGACCCAAAGACGGUUAAUAUCGUGAUGGUUAAGGAGCAUUUCCUGGAUGGGAAGAUUAUUGAUCCGAAGCGAGCGAUUCCUCGAGACGAACAAGAGAAGACGAGCAAGAUCUUUGUGGGAGGCGUCAGCCAAGAGACCACAGACCAAGAAUUCCGCGACUACUUUGCCCAAUUCGGCCGAGUCGUCGACGCCACGCUCAUGAUGGACAAGGACACCGGUCGACCGCGAGGCUUCGGCUUCGUCACGUUCGAGAACGAGUCCGGCGUGGACGCCUGCCUCAACGCAAAGCUCGAGAUCCACGGAAAGUUCAUCGAGGUGAAGAAGGCGCAGCCGCGCGGCAACAUCCGCGAGGAGGAGGAGGCUGCGCGCCGCAGCAAGUUCCGCAAGGGCGACGAGCAGCCGGCGGGCGGCCAGCAGGCGUCGAUGAGUAGCCAGAUGAACGCGGCUGGUAUGAGCCCGCAGGUGAUGGCUCAGUAUAUGCAGCGUAUGCAGCAGUACUUUUCCGUCAUGCAGCAACAGCAGCUGGCUAUGAGUCGUGGCAUGAGUAAUAUGAAUCCGAUGAUGCAGCAGAUGAUGAUGGCGCAGCAGAUGCAACAGAUGAUGAACGCGGGCCGAGGAGGCGGUGGUGCCGGCGGCCCAGGUGGCCAGGGUCCCAACCCCAUGAUGGCGGGCAUGAACCCCGCCAUGAUGCAGCAGAUGCAACAGAUGAUGGCUGCCGGCGCCGGUGGUCCCGGAGGACCCGGCGGCAUGGACCAGGGCGGCCACGGUGGCCGUCAGGGAGGAGCCGGUGCUGGUGGUGGCGGCUUCGGAGGCGGCUACGACCAGCAGCAGAUGUACGGUGGCCAGCAGCAGCGCCGAGGAGGCGGACGAGAGAGCCAGUACGGCCAAGGCGGUGGCGGCUACGGUAUGGGCGGCGGCGGCGGUGCCCCUACGUCGUGGGAGGGCAUGUACGAUGACGUCCCCCAGCCCAAUAUCCCCCAGGGUGGAGGCGGUCGCGGCGGUUUCCACAAGCGAGGCGGUGGCCACCAUCUAGCUCAGGGUCCUAUUGACCCUGCUAAUGCUCCUCCUGCUAAUGCACCCACAGGCCCGAAGAAUGCUGGACGGCCCGGCGCCAAUUACCGAGGUGGUGGAAGGGGUGGCAGUCGCGGUUUCCACCCUUAUGCCCGUGGUUGA
This is a messenger RNA of Scedosporium apiospermum, 1560 nucleotides long. RefSeq lists its product as uncharacterized. The transcript has 4 exons. The coding region runs from base 1 to 1560 and encodes 519 amino acids. The record is from RefSeq and is a predicted model, not a curated record. Lineage: Eukaryota; Fungi; Ascomycota; Sordariomycetes; Microascales; Microascaceae. Gene Ontology annotation, molecular function: RNA binding.